CUUAUAAAUAAAAAAACCCAUUACAAAUUCGCCAUUUAUAUAUUUCUUUAGUUUGCUUCUCUUUCAAGAUCACAAUGAAUUAUGUGCCAUAUAUGUGGGUGUCUUGGUUGCCAACUAAUGGUGAAUAAAGCAGCUUCCCAUGAAAAACACUUGCGUGUGGGUGGGUAAUUGGUAUGCAUUCAUGGCACAUAAUUCAUUUUUCAAAGUAAUAAAAUCCCCAGUGAAGUAGACAGUUGAAUGUCCACAUUGAAAAAUAAUUAUAUAAUGUACUUGUACCCUGGUCUUGAGGUCAUUGAUAAUAAACUCCAAAUGUUGGUUUUCGAUGGAAUUAAAAUAAUCGAAUAAAGCAAAUGUGUGAUUCCGGUCCACGGUGAACUUCCACAAGAUACAUAAUAUAAAUUUUCUUGUCUUUCCUUUGUUUGCCUGUCUUAAUUAGUCAGAUCUCCCUUUUUGUUCAGUUUUUCACUUUACAGUUUCCUCUCUCUCUGACACUCAAACACACGCAAAAAGAAAUGAGUUCUAACGUGUCAGAAGUUGCUCUUGAUUUGUUUCCCUAUCUUAAAGUAUAUCAAGAUGGAACCGUUGAGAGAACUGCCGGAGUUGAAGUAGUUUCGCCAGGACUUGAUCCUGAAACCAACGUUUUAUCCAAAGAUAUCGUGAUCAUACCCGAAACCGGCGUCUCAGCUAGGAUUUACCGACCCAACUUGGCUAGUAAGGAUCAAAAGCUACCACUUGUAGUUUAUUUUCAUGGUGGAGCCUUUUGUGUAGCAUCGCCAGCUUUUCCAAACUACCAUAACAGCAUCAACAAGCUAGUUGCUGAGGCUGACAUCGUAGUUCUUUCGGUUGACUACAGGUUAGUCCCAGAGCACCCACUUCCUACUGCAUAUGAAGACUCAUGGGCUGCAAUUCAGUGGGUAGCUUCCCAAAAGGAGGGAGAUGGCAACCAUGAGGCUUGGAUCAAGGAUUAUGUCGACUUUGAACAGGUGUUUAUGGCCGGUGAUAGUGCUGGUGCAAAUAUUGCACACCACUUGGCUUUUUGGAUCAAGGAAUCGGUUCUGGGUCAAAAGUUGAAGAUUCUUGGUAUUGGUAUGAUCCAUCCUUACUUUUGGGGAGUAACCCCUAUUGGAGCAGAGGUUAAUGAUUCGUUCAGGAAAGAAUUAGUGGACAAGUGGUGGUUGUACGUUUGUCCUUCUCAUAAAGGGUGUGAUGAUCCGCUUAUCAACCCUUUUGUGGAUGGAUCCCCUGAUCUUGCGGGCUUGGCAUGUGAUAGAAUCCUUAUUAUUGUUGCAGAGAAGGAUAUACUGAAGGAUAGAGGUUGGUUUUAUUAUGAUAAAUUGGUGAAAUCUGGGUGGAAGGGAAAGGCAGAGAUUAUGGAGACAGAAGGUGAGGAUCAUGUCUUCCAUAUCUUUAACCCUGACUGUGCCAAGGCCAAGAGCUUGAUAAAACGCUUGGCUUCUUUCCUAAACCAAGGGAAGGUUCCUGUUGAGUGAAAAAUGUGGUGUAUGGGGUUGUUUUUGUAAUAAAAUAAGUUCAAGUGCGAUUAAGAUCUACCUAGAUUCCCUUUCCAAGUACCUGUUUGUCAAGAUUUCUUUGCCUUUACUCUUGAUUGACGUAAUUUUCUAGUAGUAUUGUGUCUAUGCGAAAUCAUUCUACUUUCUCUUCUCCUUUUCCUAGAUUCGUCCAUUCUAGAAUGAUUUAAUUGGCAUUAAGGAUCCUCGAUUUUAUGUUC
Durio zibethinus is the source of this 1729-nucleotide messenger RNA. NCBI's taxonomy places the organism in Eukaryota, Viridiplantae, Streptophyta, Magnoliopsida, Malvales, Malvaceae. The record is from RefSeq and is a predicted model, not a curated record.